Messenger RNA from Manduca sexta (tobacco hornworm), 1550 nucleotides. Its product is annotated as EARP and GARP complex-interacting protein 1. Lineage: Eukaryota; Metazoa; Arthropoda; Insecta; Lepidoptera; Sphingidae. The transcript is spliced from 9 exons. Gene Ontology annotation, molecular function: protein binding. The record is from RefSeq and is a predicted model, not a curated record. Gene Ontology annotation, biological process: protein ubiquitination. The coding region runs from base 286 to 1407 and encodes 373 amino acids.
AAAUGUUUCAGGUUCAAUAAAGGAAUUCCUUUGAAUACAUAGUAUUUAAUUUAUUUAUACCCGUCUUCAUGGAUGCUAUAAUAUGAUGGCAUAUUUUAGAUAUAUUCUGGAGUUGGGUUAGGCAGAUUUUGGCAGAUUUUUUGCCAGGGUCAGGCAGAUUCGCGAUUUUUGAGGUGGUCACCCUGGUCACUUUUCUUCUAUGUCAGAUGUCUUCUUUCUUUGCAUGAGAACGUAAACAAAAUAUUUGUAAACGAGGAAAAUAAUAUUUUUACUUACUUUAUAGCAAUGGAAGAUGGAAAUUCUAUAAUUUACGGACUGGAACAUCAGACCAGAGCCCUUUCACCACAAUAUGGAGAGAGUGAUGCCAUCAGGUUCCUCAUUGGCACACAGAGCCUCAAGCCAAACUCCAACCAGGUGCAUGUGGUGGAACUUGAAGAGGAUACCGGAGCUUUGCACACUAAGGUUUACAAGCAUGAAAUAGGCGAGAUAUGGCAUUUACGUUGCUCCCCACAUGACGCCGCCCUGCUGCUCACGACGCACAACGCGUACGACGCCGCCACCUCGCAGUGCACCAUGGGUGUCACUAUCUUCAAGCUACCCACACUCCAGGUGAUACCAAAAGACCUGGAUGACCUGAGCGCAAUACAGGGAAGGAAUGCCGAUGACAUGGAAGCCCUUGUGACUAUAUCACCAGAAAAGCCCGAGGAAGAGAUCCGUUGCGCGGAGUGGCACCCGACGGACGCGCGGCGCGUGGGCGUGGUGUGCGCGCGCCGCCUCAGCGUGCACGACGCGCUCGCCGGCGCCGAGCUGUGCGCCGCCGCGCCGCCCGGCCGCGCCGCGCUCACCGCCGGCAAGUGGAACCCGCACCAGGGACACGCGCAGUUCGCAGUGCUACAAGACAUGCACAUAAAAUGCUACGACACUCGCACGGAUUGCUCCAAGCCCUCGUGGAGCAUCGACAACGCGCAUAGACAACUCGUCAGAGACAUAGACUUUAAUCCUAACAGACAGUUCCACUUGGCGAGCGCUGGCGAUGACGCGGCGCUCAACAUUUGGGACUACAGGAACACCAAGGAGGCUAUUUUCAGCAGAACUGAUCACUCACACUGGGUGUGGACAGUGCGUUACAACACGUACCACGAGCAGUUGUUACUAACAGGCAGCUCCGACGCACGCGCCUUGCUAACAGCCGCUGCUAGCGUGUGCCGUGACCUCGACGAUGAGGGAGAGAGGCUCAGCAAAGUUCUAGAGGAUGGUGUGCUGCAAUCCUACGAGCAGCACGAGGACUCUGUGUACUGCGCGGAGUGGAGCGCCGCGGAGCCGUGGACCUUCGCAUCGCUCAGCUACGACGCGAGGCUCGUGCUCUCACGAGUGCCGAAACAUUUCAAGUACAAAAUACUGUUGUGAAAUCUUCGAGCUUGUAUCAAAGUAGGAACAAAUAUCUAAUCUCCACUAGCUGAGUUUAAAUUUAUUAUCUACUAGCUUUUGCUCGCGGCUCCGCCCGCGUUAUAAAGUUUUUCAGGCUAAAGUUUUCCAUUAUAAAAGUAGUA